Molecule: messenger RNA, 4598 nt
Organism: Sinocyclocheilus rhinocerous
Lineage: Eukaryota; Metazoa; Chordata; Actinopteri; Cypriniformes; Cyprinidae
Gene: arhgap31
Product: Rho GTPase activating protein 31
Exons: 13
Coding region: 391-4509 (1372 amino acids)
Biological process (GO): small GTPase-mediated signal transduction
Cellular component (GO): lamellipodium
Molecular function (GO): GTPase activator activity
Source: RefSeq, a predicted model, not a curated record
AAGAAAAAGCAGGCAGCUAUGUCUCUCCCCUCCCCUUCGCAAAAAAAAGUUCUGACAUUUCAAGCCUCCACUCAACACCAGCACGAUGACCUCCUGAACGACGUGGAACGAAAAGCAUAGAUAGAUAGAUAGAUAGAUAGAUAGGGAGGAGAGAGCCUGAUGAUGACUUUGGGUGUGUACCGCACUCCUGAAUUCUUCACCCACACAAGAUCUUUGGUGGCUCGGUCAAGAUGUGAGCGGAUGAUUUCUUUUGUUUAACGCCGUGGACGUCCGGGGGGUUUUCGUUUUGUACUUUUGACACAUUUCCCCCUUCCCAUCCCAUGCGCUGUGGGGGCCAAUGGUUGAUUUGGAGGUGUAUUUACUCUGAUCUGGAUUAGCUACUGAAGCCUGAUGAAGAAUAAGGCUGCCAAGCUGAAGUCCAAAAGGAAAGGAACUGAAAAUGCAUUCAGCUGUGACUUGACCGAACAUCUGCAGAACUCAGGACGAGACGUUCCUUAUGUUCUGAAGACUUGCACAGAGUUCAUAGAGAAACAUGGGAUUGUGGAUGGAAUCUACAGACUCUCAGGAAUCACAUCUAACAUUCAAAAACUCAGACAGGAGUUUUGCUCUGAAGCCUGUCCUGAUCUCACUAAAGAAGUGUAUCUUCAGGAUAUCCACUGCGUGGGCUCUUUAUGUAAGCUGUACUUCAGAGAGCUCCCCAACCCUCUCCUCACUUACGAACUCUACAAGAAAUUUACAGAUGCAGUGUCUGUUAAAGAGGAGCAGCAGCAACUCCAAAACAUCAGGAGUGUCAUAAAAGAACUCCCUGUUUCACACUUCAGAACGCUGGAAUACCUCACCAAACAUUUGGCACAUUUAGCUACCCUCAGUCACCAAACCAACAUGCAUGCUCGCAAUCUUGCUCUGGUGUGGGCUCCAAAUCUACUUCGCUCCAAGGAGGUAGAAGUGCCCUCCUGCAAUGGUGAUAUAGCAUUUCUGGAGGUGCGGGUCCAGCAGUCAGUCGUGGAGUUCAUUCUCAACCACACUGAGCAAAUCUUCAACCUGGAUCUUCAGCCAUGCAAGUCCAGAGAAGGCCCCAGCAUGGCGUGUGGGGAGAAGUACGCCACCUUGCCUGCCAGCACGCAGUCUGGCCCCAUGAAGCUCAUGAGUCUGGAAGAGGCGCAGGCUCGCUCUCUCAGUCCCAACCAUCCAGCGAUGAGAGAGAGACAAAGAGAGAACAGCCUUCCAGAUACAAGCACUGCUGCAAUGUACCACACAGUAAUAGAUCUGUCUGACAGCAGGAGAAAAUUCUCAGGAAAAUCUAAGAAGUGGAAGUCCAUCUUCAGUCUUGGGCGAUCUGUCAUCGACUCUAAAGGGAAGCUGAGUCGCAAUGGGAGUGUGUUUAUGAGAGCCCAAAAUCCCUCUGAAAAACCUGUUAUAAGGCCAUCCAAAAGCAUGGACUCUCUCUGUUCCUUUCAGGCAGCAGAUGAGCACAAAGCACCAACAGAAGGAAGCAAUGGUAUUUUUAUCCCAAGUCUAAAAUCCCGAACCCUGGGCUCGGAUAUCGACUACAAUCCAAACAAGAAGGAUCCAAAAUGGGACUCAGAUCCUCAUACUGCUUCGGGAGGAUGUGUGAAUGAGAAAAGAGAAAGAGCAUCAGAUGCCUCCUCUGCAUCUCCAUCUUUAUCCCCACUGCAGAAAACUCUUCCAGAACAGCUGAAGGUUUUCAAAGGUGAAGACCGCAGCGGCUGCCAGCCCACAUCUCCCAAAAACCGUCGGAUGCUGUAUUCUGGAUCUGCCAGUAGUGGAUCGUCUAGACCAUCUUUUCCAGGCAGCCUGUUUCCGCUGGAGUCGUCGCCGCGGCAACAACGGAAGGCCCUCAACAUUUCGGAACCCUUUGCGGUGUCUGUACCUUUGCGUGUGUCUGCAGUUAUUAACUCUAACAGCACCCCCUGCAGGGCACCAGGGAAAGAGCGGGACAGGGGUCUGGGGGGACUCUUUAAGCCCAGUAAGGAGGCUGGACCUCUGGAAGCCCAUCGCAGCGAAAGUAUUGGCACUGCUGGAUUGCGUGUCCCCAGCAGAAGCAGCAGUGGGAACUUCACGUUCACAGACUGGGAGACUGGACUAGCAGGUCACUCCAGCAGCACUGGGUUCAGAGAGCACCUGCUCAGUGACAGCAGCGGAGGCAGCGGAUGCAGUAUCUAUAGCAACAGCAGCCCUUUCCCCGCGGAAAAUGAGGAUCAGACUGGGGAAAGAGAUAUUACAGAUGCGCUCACUCUGGGGACAACAAAGAGUAUGACGAUUGGCAAGGAUGCAGAAGUGAGAGAGCUGAUAGCCAGUGUGGAGAAUUCUGAACCUCAGGCGUCAUCUGAGACUAAAGAAAUAGGGAAAGAACUGGAAACUACAUCAACACAACAAGAAAUGGCAAAAUUGGACAAACUGGAAGUAAUCAAAAAGGUGCCAUCGUCUGGCAUGCAUCAGAAAGUUUCAGUCACCGAGGCUAAAACAAGCAUGCCAGGUGAACAGGUGAAGCCCCGCUUCACCAAGAUGACUGGAAACGAGGACACUUGCAAGCUAAGUGCACAGAGAAGAAGUAGUUUGCCUACAAACACUGUGACGUCAAAGGGACUCUUUAUAGACCUUACCAAAAACGUGACGUUUGAUCAUUCUGCUGCUAUUACGUUUAAUUCUGUCACGAAGCAUUUCCCCGAAAGAUUGUUGUCUUGUGAUGGUGGCUGGAAUUACCUGGAUAAUGAAGCUGACAGGACAGAACACAAGAGCCUAGAGUCGCAAACCAUAAUAACAACCAGUCUAGAGCUUUCCCCAUUUCUCCACCUAAAGGAAACAGAUAUCCUCCAAGAUGCAGAGCCAUGCAGCGAAGAGGAACCAAGAACAGAGGCUGUUAGGAAAGACAACACUCCCAAAAGUGACUUGCCGGGUAAAUCGGACGUUCACACAUCUCUUCACUCUGACAUGAAAGAGCCAUUGAUAACAAAGGAUAUUUGUAAAGAUGAAAAUAAGGAGGUUAGUGGUGAACCAAAGAAAUUCGAUUUAGCAGAAAGAAUCAAGAGAAGUUUGGAAAGACUCCCGACUUGUCUGAAUGAACAACAGCGCACACUGGAAAGUUGUUGUCGAGAUGCUGUAGACACAUGGGGGAGUAAUUUGGAUCAGGUUGAACCAUGGGAAGACUUGUGUUCUGCCAAGCAAUGGGUAACCAGCCCUCUGCACUCACCAAAACCUAUGCCAUGUCAAGCAACUCACAGCCAAGUUCUUGAAAAACCAAAAGUGGACGACUUGCCUAAAGAACCAGCUGUGCUUGAUGACAUUACACCAUCUCAAACAGAGGCAGCUGUGACUGCCUGUGAACUCCGAAACAUUGACUUCCCGACAGGAAACAGAAAUGCAGAUACAAAUGUAACUUGUUUUUCACCGAUAACAGAGCAUUGCGAGAGUGAUAACCUCAAGUGGAUGGGAGACAAAGAUGACAGCAAACUUGAGAUUCCACAGGUUAAGAUACUGAAGGCAUUCACCGAUCCAGAUGAGACGGCUGCACUGCAAAACGUGAGCAAAGUAAAACAGAAACACUUAUCUCAGAGAUUUCAUCGACAGACAUCCCAUGAGUCUGGCGUCGUGGAGAGGAGUCGUGAAGACAUUCAACCCAAACUCAGGCCAUGCUCCCUAAACCUGGAUUUAGGACACCAAGGUGUCAGAGACUUUUCAAACAGUCACUAUCUGAAAAGUGUACAACAUUCAGUUGCACAGGAAUGCACGACGCUUGAAGCCAUGCACGGUAGCUCGUCUCUAGAGUUGGAGCUGUUCCUGAGUGGCUCUAAGGCACCUGUGCGACGCAACUCGGCACCAGUCAGCGUGUCAUCAGUUCGCACUGCAUUCAUGAUCAAAACUUGCAAAGCUAAAGCUGUUCCUGUUAUUCCGCCAAAAAUUCAGUACAGCCACAUACCUCACUCUCUACCUGAGGGGAGCACCGAUCAAGUCAAUCAAAGUGCACCUGAAAAGAAACCUGCUAAGAGCAAGUUGGGAAAGGAGGAACUGCCAAGCAGUGAUCCACCAUCAGCGAUUCCCAUGAACAACGCCACAUGCAACGAGAAUUACAAACCGACCUCCGUUCCAGAUCUCCCAGUGUUGAGAAGGAAGCGAUCUGCAAAUGGAGACACCUUUAUGGAUCGCCCCAGACCUGAGCGCUCAUCGCUUCUUCAGAGAUCAUCCUUCAGAAAUCGUCCAAGACCUCAGAGUCUCAUCCUGUUCAGCCCUCCGUUUCCAAUCAUGGACUACCCUCCGGUAGGGGACGACGGAAAGCUGCUCCUAUCUCCUAUUAAAGCUGAAGCAUCACCAUUUGACGUCUAUGCAAAUGAACUAGCAGAAAACCUCAAAACUGCUGAAGGAGUAACCUUGCGUAAUAAAAUGACUUUGCCAAAGAGUGGACAAAGGCUUGAGACCUCAACCAGUUGCUUUUACCAGCCACAAAGGAGGUCGAUGAUAAUUGACAAUAGAAGUAACAGGCAAAUUGAAUAAGACAGCUAUUAUUGGCCAUCAUGCAAUAACUAGUGAACUUCUUGCAUAUUAAAUGUGACCCUGGAGCACAAAACCAAUCAUAAGGGUGA